Molecule: messenger RNA, 663 nt
Organism: Trichoderma atroviride IMI 206040
Lineage: Eukaryota; Fungi; Ascomycota; Sordariomycetes; Hypocreales; Hypocreaceae
Source: RefSeq, a predicted model, not a curated record
AUGGACCGGGACGACUGGAGCGGAGUGACAGAUCCAGCCGAAAGAAGGAAGCGGCAGAAUCGCCAGCGUCAGCGCCUAGCACCACCAGGUGAGAGAAAAAGGACCGCCGCUUUUGCAAAGCUUACGUCCAGUCCAACGCUGCCUCUCAUGUUUCCACUGAGCCCAGACCAUUGUCUUCUCACCAUGGUCCAGUACAAUGUUCAACGCGCGUCGCUGUUCAACAUGGCAGUUCUAUCCCUUCUAGAGCAUCUUCCUCUAGAAUGUGGGGGCACCCUCAACCUUCCAAGCCUUAACAUUGAUCCGCCCAGCUGCGUCCCCCCUGAGCUUCUGCCCACUGCUUUGCAGAUGGCCACACCUCAUGACUACUGGAUAGACAUAUUCCCAUGUCCCGCCAUGCGAGAUAAUUUGAUUCGCCUCUAUAAGCAGUUUGAUGCUCAUGACCUUCAACGCGACCUGGCGAAGAGUCUGUAUGAAGGCUUUGUUGACGGAGAGCAACGCGGUUGUAUGGUCUGGGGUGAGCCAUGGACGGUCAACGGCUGGGAAGUUAGCAGAGGAUUUGUUAGAAAGUGGGGGUUCUUGCUCAAGGGCUGUUCCGAUCUUGUUGCAUCAACGAACCGCUGGAGGGAGUCUCGAGGCGAACAUCCAUUAGUCAUAGAAGUAUGA